Molecule: messenger RNA, 969 nt
Organism: Pelodiscus sinensis (Chinese soft-shelled turtle)
Lineage: Eukaryota; Metazoa; Chordata; Testudines; Trionychidae
Source: RefSeq, a predicted model, not a curated record
AUGGCCGAACUGAGCAGAGAGACCCUGCCACCAACAGCCUCUGGCUGGGAUUACGAAUAUGAACAUAACGACACUGAAUGCCCAGAGUUUGAUGCCCCUGAAGUGACCUUUAUCAGCAUCACUGUGAUCAUCAGCGUUUUGGGGCUGGUGGGGAACGGGAUCGUCCUCUGGUUCCUGGGCUUCCGCAUGAAGAGGAACCCCUUCACCGUCUACGUCCUCAACCUGGCCGUCGCCGACACUGGCUUCCUCCUCUACUCGCUUGCCUAUCUUGCCGCCUACAUGGUGGAAUAUCUGUUUUGUGACAAUACUGACUUUCAUUACAUAUUAUUUCUGAUUACAAUGCUGUGUCUGUGGACGUACAGCACCAGCCUGUACCUCCUGACCGCCAUCAGCACGGAGAGGUGCGUGUCCGUCCUCUGCCCCAUCUGGUACCGAUGUCGCCGGCCAAGGCACUUGUCUGCCAUCGUGUCUGCCCUGCUCUGGGCUCUCCCCGUCCCACUGUGCUGUUCUAUGAGCUUUUUUUGUCUUCUUCACAUUAAUGAAAACUGUUUCACUUCCAUCCUGUACGUCUUUAUUCUGAAUGUCCUGAUAUUCUCCCCCAUCAUGGUUCUCUCCAGUCUGACACUGUUCAUCCAGAUGCGAUGGAGCUCCCAGCAGCGCCCGCCCAGCAAGCUCUAUGUUGUCAUCCUGCUCACCGUCCUCUUCUUCCUCCUCCUCACUCUCCCUCAGAGUGUUACGCAUUUUCUUUUCUACCUGGGCAAAUCUCGGCCCACUGAGAUGUCUUAUGUGCUGGCCUGUGCAAGCAGCAGCAUCAACCCCUUUAUUUACUUUCUAGUCGGGAGCUACGGGAAGCGGCGAUUCUGUGGCUCUCUCAAACUCGCACUCCAGAGGGUAUUUGAAGAGCAGAGAGAUUCCGGAGAAGACAAAGACCCGCCUCCCAGCACAGACCCAAUGGAGACAGUUGUUUAA